Molecule: messenger RNA, 6490 nt
Organism: Brassica rapa (field mustard)
Lineage: Eukaryota; Viridiplantae; Streptophyta; Magnoliopsida; Brassicales; Brassicaceae
Product: polygalacturonase QRT2
Biological process (GO): carbohydrate metabolic process
Molecular function (GO): polygalacturonase activity
Source: RefSeq, a predicted model, not a curated record
GUGUACAUGCAUGGUUAAGCCAUUGAUAAUGCAGUUGCUGAUACUGGAGUCUGUUAAGUGUUAACCAAAUAUGACGAGUGACGCUAGAAAAACAAAGCGGAACUAACAGGAUCGAAGUGCAUCAGAUUUCGCCAUUCACGAUAAAUAAGUUGAGAUUUUUGGUUCCCAGCUUCCACUACAAGUCUGGCUAACGUUUCCUCCCCUCGCCUAUUUCACCUAUAUAUGGUCUUUUACAUAUUAUUACGAUAUAUAUAUCAGCUCCGUUGCUGUGAUACAUAUUCAAACCAUUCUGUAACAUUAACAUGUUAAAUUCUUUUUGUAAUGGUUAUUAUGCGUCUCGAAUAUGGGUUCUCCCCUUUAAUUACUUUAGUAUUUAAAAUGAUGAUUGCGUUUAAUUAGAUAAAAAGUAAUUUGGCGUCACAGAAACUUAUAUUUGACAUGGUGAUAUGUGACCCGUAGAUCUUCGGAUAAAACAGAUGGCGUCACCGAUACUUUUAUUCUUUAUUGUUAUGUUUUCUUAAAUAUUCAACACUUUUUUUGUAACAACCAAUUUUCAAUAUAACUAUUUCGAUUAAUGAAAAAUAGGUUUUCGGAAUAUAUUUAUUUUUUAUAUAGUUACAAUACUAAUUUAAAAGGAAAUUUAAUUUGUGAUAUGCUGGAAUAAACAACUGGAUACCUUUUCGUUGUUACAUAAAAAUAUGGAAAAACUAAAUUUUAUAUUAUCAAAUAAGAUCAGAAUCUAUGAACGAAAAAAUCAGAUCUUACAUGAAGAUUUUGUAACAAACCUCAAUCACGUUUAAGUAUAUUAUACUUCCAUUUUUCUUGUUCUAGUCGCACAGAAGAAAAUGGAUUUUUUUAUGCUCUUAACAUAUCUUUUUUCUCUCUUCCACAAUAAUCAAACAGGUCCUUCUCAUUCUUCUCCUGAUGUUAACAGUAAAAUUUUCAAUGUUUUUGAUUAUGGAGCAAUAGGAAAUGGAUAUGCCGACGAUACUAAGGCAUUCAUGGAUGCAUGGGAAGACACAUGCAAUUGCAUUGGAUCUAAAUCAACCAUGGAGAUUCCUCAAGGAAGAACAUUUCUUCUUCAGCCAGUUGGGUUUCAUGGUCCUUGUAAAUCCAAGAAAAUCGUUUUUUCGAUCAGUGGAAACCUAACUGCUCCUUAUGCUCCAUAUCAAUGGAAAUGCAAUGAAGAUUACUGUCAUCAGUGGAUCGAAUUUGCACAUAUUAAUGGACUUUAUAUCGAUGGUCCUGGUACGAUUGAUGGCCAAGGGCCAAAAUGGUGGUCGCUAAAUUGCAAAAAGUAUGAACAAGCAUGCCACAGAAGACCACGGGGUAUGGUUAUAUCACAUUCGAGUAAUGUGCAUAUAAGUAACAUUGUGGUUAAAGACAGUCCAAAUUUUCAAAUGUCAUUGGAAGAUUCGAAAUGGAUUUUCGUUAAGCAACUCACCAUAACCGCCGAUGGUGAUAGCCCUAAUACUGAUGGCAUUCACAUUCAACGUUGUCUGAAUGUCUUCGUACACAAUAGUAACAUUCAUACAGGUGAUGAUUGUAUAUCUAUUGGUGAUGGUUCAAAGUACGUUAAUAUAUCAGGAAUCUCGUGUGGUCCGGGUCAUGGGAUAAGCAUCGGAAGCUUAGGUCGAAAUGGUUCUAAAGAAACAGUGGAAAACGUUAUCGUUCGAGACUGUAUCUUCAGGAAAACAGAUAAUGGAGUUAGAAUCAAGACAUGGCAGGGAGGAAGAGGACUAGUUCGAAACAUUUUAUUUGAACGUAUAAAGCUACAUGGUGUAACCCGACCUAUCAUCAUCGAUCAGUUUUACUGUCCUCACUCGCAAUGCAAUAACCAUACUGAUGCUGUGGAGAUCAAGAAUAUAAUGUACAAGCACAUACAUGGAACAGCAGUGAAGAAACCGUUUGUGGAACUACUAUGCAGCAAAUCAGUUCCAUGCAGAGAUAUAUACAUGAACGAUAUAGACAUUCUUGACCAAGAGGAAGGAAAAGGAAAGAAAUAUCACAAACGAUCGUCACAUCCUCCUGCUGAAUGCAUCAAUGUUAGAGGAGAGUCUAAUGGUGCGAUAAAGCCUAAGCUAGCUUGUUUAGAUUCCGAAAGACAUUGAUUUGUCUAGCACACUUCUCUUUAGUUUAUUUUAUGCUUUUGAUGAAUUAGUUAGGAAGAGAACCACCAGUAUUCAUAUUUGUUUUCUUAUUUUGAUAUGCUUAAGAAAUAAUUAAAAAGUUCUUUUGAGUUACCUUGAUCAGUACCCUUGAUCGGUUGAUCCUAUGAUUAGUACUCAUCUCGAAAUCUAAAUCAACAAGUAGUUAUGUUAACUAAUCUUUAAACGGUGUCCAAGCACAAACGGCGACCAACUUUUACCUAGCAUUCGAAGCUAACUCGCUAAAGUACCCCUGAUUAACAACUUAACAAGAUCGAUCAACCAACAGCUUAUCCUGACCGUGUCGAAGCUCAUUAAAGUUCAUGUUUGAUCUCGACACUGAUGAUGUGCUUCUCGUGUAUGUUAAAACCGGCUUAGGGGCUCCAGCAUGUUCUUCCUCAGAUUAUAGAAUGGAUACUAGGAAGAAGAAACUUGUGGAGAAGUAGAAAGAAGGGAAGAAAAGGAUGAAGAGAGUUAGUUGUUCAUAUACCACAUGAGGCUUUUCAACAAAUACUCAAAGUCUCUUAGAAGACAAAAGACUUGAUGAACAAGUUGGUGUAGUAGUUUUAUGCAAUAUCUAUACUAUUAAAGCAUAAUACUUCUUAUGAAUCUGCCCCUGAAUUUUCCUAUUAAUUACAAAACAUUCUAUUCCCUUUUUCAAUUGUUUUUUCAAUUGUUUUAAAUAUUUUUCGAAAAUGAAAAGCCCAACCAAUUUGCUACUUACAUUUUCGUUUUCUAAGUCCAUUAAAUCAUUUUAAAUCCCAUUUUGUAUUCAAAGAUUUACGGAAUCAAAUCAAAUAAAAAGAAGAUCCCCCAACUUGAGGAACACGCAGAAAACUAUUUUAACUGUUUGACAUAGUAACUGAAUUUUCCAAAAACUAAUCUUAAAAUAUAGAAAGAUUCGAUUUUAAACAGAAGAUCUCCCAACUUUCUCCCCAAGUUUCUCCUAAAACCUAACACCUCGUUUUGAAUCCGAUCAAUAUUAUAAAUAGGCAACACCGAUUUCCUAUUCAAAUCCACACUUUCGAACAAACCAACAGGAUCUAUGUAGAAUAAUAUAGGACAAACAUUUUUAUUUUAAUAAUAAUUAAAAAAUAAAAUAGACAAUAUUAUAAAAAUUGACUAUAAACAAAUAAAAAAUCUAUUAAAGUAUAGAUUCGACAAAUAUUUAUUAAUAAAAAUGAAAUUUUUUUAAAAAAAAUAAGUCUGCGCUUUUAAAGCGCGGGUCAAAAUCUAGUAUAGAAAGUAAAGAAACAUCUCUUUCAGAACAUAAUCACAUGUUGAUUUGAUUAACAUAUAUAAACCGAAUUUUCAAAUUGAUAACACAAUAUAGACUAGUAAACAUUAGGAGUAAAGAGGAUAAAUACUAUUCUUAUUACAUAGAACAAGAUGUUACAAAUCAUAUACUGUUUCUAGAAAAAAUCAUAAAUAUCAUUGCAAAAAGAGAUAAACUUUGAUCAGUGCGAGAGAUUCUCUACUUUUGACGAAGUCUAUAGCCUUUGAUCUUGAAUUAUCUUGGCUGAUCAGAUACGUAGGUUUUGAAAGAGAUUCUCAACUUUGAGGGAAUCUUUCUUGGCUUUGAGUCUACACUUCAACCCUUUGAGUUGAGCAUCGAGCCUCUCUAUACUCUUCGACAAGGCUAUGACCAUCAUCUUCUUCUUCAUCAGAGGGCCUCUCGAGAAUUCAUCAUGCGAGAACUCCAACUCCCCAGGGCCCUUGGCGACACUUCUAAAGCCAUGAGAGCGAAGCUUUGCGAUAAACUCCGUCACGUUUUUGCCUAAAACAAAGGAUGAUUUGAGAAGAAUUUCGCUGCAGAGCUUUUUCAUGUCCCAGACGAUGAAACUGUUAGUAUUGCUUUUGCUCCACGAGAUGAUCUGAUCCGACGAAUGAUCGUCCACAAUCUGAUAUAACUGGACGUAGAUUCGUAGAAUGAAGAAGAAGAUCCCGUUGAGAGUUUGCGACUCAUGUUCCUUAAUCCAAAACCCUAUAUUUGAUUAGUAGAAAGGAAAUUUUCACAAGGGAUCGAAUGAGAUUUAGCCCUAAAGCUUCAAUCAUCUUUAUAUAGAGAUUCUCUCGUUAUAUAAGAGCUGUCAAUUGGUCGGGCCGUCCGUGGGCUCUCCCUCUCCAAAUUUAUAAGGGUGGUUCAUGGUCAUGCCCAAAUGACACAUGUUUCAGUUGGGCCAAAAACCAAUUUAGUUUAUGGGUAUAUUAGUUUUGGAUCAAAUGGGCAUUGGAUUAGCCCAAUAUACUUAAUAUCUAGGACUUUUAAUUGAUAGAAAAAUUAGAAUUGAAAUUUUUUUUGAGAUCGAUGACUUCUCGAUUUCUCUUGCAACGGUGAAGCGACGACAACGAAGGUUCAUCGACGACGACAACGAGGGUUCAUUGAGGUUGAAGCGAGUGUGCAGCGACGAUGACAAGAGGGUGAAGCGACAAUGACAACAAGGGUUCAUCGAGGGUCAUUGGGUGAAGCUACGACGACGGUUGAAGGUGAAGCUACGACGACGGUUGAAGGUGAAGCUACGACGACGACUGAAGGCGAUCUCUCUGUCUCUCAGGACCUCUCUCUCUCCGACGAUCUCUCUCUCCGGCGAUCUCUCUGUCUCUCAGGCUCUCUCUCUCUAUGGCGAUCUCUCUGUCUCUCAGGCUCUCUCUCUUUCCGGCGACUUCGCUCUUUCAGCCUCCAUCUCUCCUACAAUCACUCUGUCUCUCAGGCUCUCUCUCUCUCUCUCCGGCGAUCUCUCUCUCAAGCUCCAUCUCUCCGGCGACUUUGCUCUCUCAGGCUCCAUCUCCCCGGUGACCUCUCUCCCAGGCUCUCUCUCCGGCACCUCUCUCUCAAGUAAGAGUCUCUGGGAUCUAAAUGUUUUGGGUUGCUACGCUUAGUGUAUUAGUUCUGGGUAUUAAACGCUUUUGUGCUUUGAUGAAGUUUUGAUCGUAAGAGUGAAACCCUUUGAUGAAGUUUUGAUCUGUGUUUUGAUCGUAAGAGUGAAACCAUUUGAUGAAGUUGUAUGUGUUUCUUGCUUUAGCUCGUUUUGACUAGAUAUGUUUUGAAGGAAACUUGCUUGAGCUUCUCCUGUGUUACGAUUCUUUAGUGGACGUGAUUUAGUCGCUAGUGCUCUAGUUUCUGAUUAAGCGUUUGUUUAUUUGUUACAGGACAAUGAGCUUUGAUACUCCAAACCUGAUGAUUGAAGAUAGCUUUUAUGAUGAAGAUGAAAACAUGUAACAUGAAGAUACUGAUGAGGUCCAUGAGGAUGAUCCAAUGCCUCUAGAAAUCAGUUCUUCAGAAAAAGGUACCACCAGUAGUAGUAGUUCAAGUAGACGUAGAGCUAAGUGCUGGAAAAACUUUACGCCAGGAGAGAAACAUUCUGAUGGUAAAACUGAUGUCACAUGUAAUCACUGUCAAAAAUAUUAUUUCUUGAAUCUGCGUGAAAAUGGAACUAAUACUAUGAAUCGUUAUAUGAGAACUUGCUCAAAAACUCCGGGAAGUACUCCUAGAAGUAGUUAUAGAAAGCUAGAUAUGGAAGUGUUUUGUGAGAUGAUUGUUGUGGCUAUAAUUCAGCACAAUCUUCCUUAUUCUUUUGUCUAGUAUGAGAAGAUAAGAGAAGCCUUCACCUACGAUAAUCCUUCUAUAGAGUUUUGGUGUCGUAAUACAGCAGCGUCAGUUGUGUAUAAGAUUUAUGAGAAGGAGAAGAUGAAGCUUAAGGCAGUCUUGGCUAACAUCCCCGGUAGAGUUUGCUUUACCACAGAUUUGUGGAGAGCCAUUACUGUAGAAGGCUACAUGUGCUUGACUGCCCACUACGUAGAUGAAGAGUAUAAUUUGGAGAUGAAGAUCUUAUCCUUUUGUGCUUUUCCGCCUCCCCACUCUGGUAUUGUGAUAGCCAUUAAGCUGAUCGAGCUGCUAAAAGAAUGGGGGUUAGAGAAAAAGGUAUUUUCUGUAACAGUGGAUACUGCAUCUGCGAAUGAUAAUAUGCAAGGUAUUUUGAAGAGAAAGCUACAAAAAGAUUUGGUGUGCAGUGGGAAAUUUUUUCAUGUGAGGUGCUCAGCUCACAUUCUAAACUUGAUCGUGCAAGAUUAGUGGAGCUUUAGAUAAGAUCAGGGAGAGCGUUAAGUAUGUGAAAGGAUCUCAGUCUAGGGAAAUUAUGUUUCAGAACUAUAUCGAAACAGUUGGAAUACGAGCUGAAGUGGCCCAAGCGGGUCUGAUUUUAGAUGUGACAACACGCUGGAACUCCACACACUUGAUGCUAUCGAGGGCUAUUGGUUAAGGACGCCUUAAGAAACCUUAAAGAAGUUGGUAGAAGCUAUAAGAGCUUUCCGUCUGAGCUAGAGUGGGACAGAUCAGAACGGAU